Molecule: messenger RNA, 4726 nt
Organism: Cyclopterus lumpus (lumpfish)
Lineage: Eukaryota; Metazoa; Chordata; Actinopteri; Perciformes; Cyclopteridae
Gene: ctif
Product: CBP80/20-dependent translation initiation factor
Biological process (GO): regulation of translational initiation
Cellular component (GO): cytosol
Molecular function (GO): RNA binding; translation activator activity; protein binding
Source: RefSeq, a predicted model, not a curated record
UGCCAGCAAACCCCGACCGAACGUCACAUUCCUGCAUUCCCUUUUUUUCCUCAGGACGUCGGAGUUACAGCUACCGCUAGAUAGCUAAUCCUCUUCCCCACUUUUCCUGUGUUUCUUUCCGGAGCAAACACACCCAUGACACGGCGAAUCUGAUCUCAGGAGGUGAUCCCGGGUUCACCAGGAGCCAGAAUCUCUCUUCGGGUCACUUUCCUCCUUCCCUUCCCCUCCUCCCCUUCCACCUGUCACAGCUCCGGUUGUCAUGGAGAACUCUUCGGUGGCGUCUGCAUCGUCUGAGGCCGGGAGCACACGUUCACAGGAGAUAGAAGAGCUGGAGCGCUUCAUUGACAGCUAUGUGCUGGAGUACCAGGUGCAGGGGCUUCUGGGAGACAAGGCUGAUGGAGACUUGGACAUGGACAAUGGUGGCAAGGUGCCAGAGUGGACAGACGACUGUAACAACAAGAAAGAUGGCAGCUGGACGUCCUCCCGGGGGAGAGGCUCAACCAAGCCAGACGAAUGGGAGCACAGCAGCAACGGCAGCACCGGUUCCAGGCCCAGUUCAGGGUCUAGACCAGGGUCUGGCUCACGCUCCGGCAGCAGAGGCAGAAACAACCAGUUCACAGGCCCCGCCAUGAACGGGAACAGAGAGGGCUCCCUUGACAUCCUGGGGACAGACAUAUGGGCUGCCAACACGAUGGACUCACGCGGAGGUGCUGGUUGGGACAUUCAGCCAGAGAAGCUGGACUUCAGCCAUUUCCACAGAAAACACCUCAGAGGAAUACCAAAGCACCUGCCGCACAUCGACAGGGAAGGGAUGAACAAAAACAAGUUUGAGGAAGAUGACGGUAUCGACAUGAAUGACAUCGAGAGGUUUCUACCCCAUCUGCGUUCUGUCUUCCCACCCCUUCCUAAUGAGGCUGAGAUCACACAGACCAAAAAGCUCUUCCGACGCAGGAGGAAUGACCGACGAGCGGUUGAUCGGUUCACCCGGGACCAGUUAACUGCUUCUGGCUCCGGGGGAAAGCGGCAGGUCUCAGUCAGGAGACAACAGCGGCCUCAGGGAGGAGGAGGAGGAGGAGGAGGAGGAGGAGGAGGAGGAGUUGGGAAGAACCAACCUCAGCUGAUACAACAGCAGUCACCACAGCAUCAGAGGGAUCAAUCCCAACAUCAAUCCCAACAUCAAUCUCCAAACCAACAGGAGCAGAAUUUAACAGAACUGGGAGACAACAGAAACGGUAGUGCUGGCCGGCCGCCUCGCCAGUAUCAAGGAGGACAUGGGCAGCGCCAAGUUGGACCCCCCCACCACGGAUACAGCCAGAACCGGCGUUGGCACCACAAUCAGAAAGGUCAGGGGCAUGGACAGACAAACGUUACAGGCGAUAAAGGAGUUCCCCCGAGAACAACCAAAGACAAAGAGACUGAGAAUGUAAAACCAGACGACAAGCAAAUCAAACCACCUCACGACAACAGCAGUAAGAGCCCCAAUGAAUCCCCCAGACCCGAGUUACCACCCAAUAUCAAUGCUUUCCCACAUCUGACCGGUCGAAAGGAAUCUCCCAACCCACCAGGAAGUGGAAAAGGAGGCGAGGGCCAGUCGGAGCCGCCCAAAAUCAGCUUGCUGCAGUCAUCGAAGGAGAGGCUGAGGAGGAGACUAAAGGACAAGGAAGAGGCGCUUGUGGAGGCGCCGGGCUCCGGAUCACAGAGCAUGGACCGGCUGGUGGACCUCCUCAACAGCAUGAGGAGCAACAGCAGCGGGGUGGAGCAACAGCUGGCCACCUUCAUGGAGGAGGCGCAGUGCUCGGCGACGUCCGAGGAAACCCUGGCUCAGGUGGUCGGAACCAUCUACGCCAAGGCCGUGUCGGACAGGAGCUUUGCUGCCACCGCCGCUAAGCUCUGUGACAAGAUGGCCCUGUUCAUGGUGGAGGGCACCAAGUUCAGAUCGCUGCUCCUCAACAUGUUGCAGAGAGACUUUGCCUGUCGAGAGGAGCUCCAGCAGUCAGAUGUGGAGCGGUGGCUCGGUUUCAUCACAUUCUUGUGUGAGGUGUUUGGUACCAUGAGGAGCUGCUCAGCGGAGCCAUUCCGGGUGCUGGUGUGUCCCAUAUACACCUGCCUACGAGAGCUGUUGGAGUCCACAGAUGUUAAGGAAGAUGCAGUCCUGUGCUGUUCCAUGGAGUUGCAGAGCAUGGGGCGCCUCCUGGAGGAGCAGCUCCCAGAGAUGAUGACGGAGCUCCUAGCAGCCGUCAGGGACAAGAUGCUGAGUCCGACCGAAUCGCAGCUGACUCGCUCUCUCCUCAUGGAGGUCAUCGAGCUGCACGCACAUCACUGGAGCCCCCUGGAGGCUCUCACCACCCAAUACUACAACCGCACCAUCCAAAAGCUCACCACCACUGCCUAGGUGCCAGCUCCCACAGGAGACGAGCCCUUCUGAAGCCCCUUGGAAACAUUUUCCAGUUGAGCAUCAAUCGGCUCUUCUGGUUUUACCAAAACACAGGAAUUUAGUAAAAACGUCACACUCUUACGUAAAUAAAUCCAUGCUUUAUGUGGGUUUUGAACUUGGCUGUAUAAUCCGCUAAUUUCUCCAAGAUAGGCGACCACUGCCACAAAUAACCGGACACUAUCCACCAAACAGUUAGCUAAUAAGCGAGCCGCCACGGCAACGCUGCAUGUGGCGCUCAAACAACGAAAAGCGUAUUUGACACGCAUUUAAGAAAGCUGCAACGUGUAAACGGCCAGUAGGGGCACGCUUGGCCACUCGGAGUCCGGGAGCUCGCCUUGCACUGGCUGCUGGGGGAUAAAGGAGGGAAAAGACUAGAGGGGGGUGGCGGGGGAGGGGUCACACAGGGGAGAGGAGGAGAGGGCAGCAGCCUGCCCGUAGGGAAUAGAGAGAUCCGUACCCAAAGAUGAAUGGAGGGGGUAGGGUGGGGAGGUCAGGGUAGUCCGUGUCAGUCUCUUCAUUGUGUUCAUUUGCCCACCACCCUCCCCCUCCUCUGUCUCUGUCAGCCCCUGGGGUCCGUGUGGCUGAUAAAAGAGAGAGGAGAUGGAGGAGGAGGCAGGGAGUAAACACGGUGCUGUCUGUCUGGGCCGUCUGCCCUGCCGUGCCAGAGACCAGGUCAAAGGGCCUCGCUGCGGAGCUCCCUCAGCUCCUCCCCGCCUUUGUCUCCCCAACUCCACCCCCUCCCCCCCUCCCCCCAAGGAAACCGUUCUGUGGAGAUGAGACAGCGGGCCUGCUGGCCUGGGCUGAGGAUAAGGAUCAGGCUGGCUAGAGUAGGCUGGCAGAUGGCUGCUUGAGCCCAUGUGAGACGACACAUCCCUCUGGCACCGCUGCUCCCCAGAGCGCUGGCCGGUGUCACCAAUGGAGGCAGCAAAGAUAUUGCAGCUUUAGAAAAGCAUUAAAACAAACAAACACCGCCGCGUGAUGACUCGUUUUUGUUUUGGUCCGACAGGGGAAGGUCUCUUCUCCUAUGUUAAGUUGUGCAUGUACAUGCUUUGUUAAACACGUCUUUGAUAUUAUCAUCAUAUUAUUUUUUUAAUCACUUAGUGUUUUUAUUGUUGGUUCAUUUUUGAAGUCUUGUUUUUUUUUUAAUGAAAAAAAUGUAUGUAUGAGGUAUUAGUUGUAGGCCUUAUUGCACAGGUUUGAUUUUGUUUUGCACUGUUUUGCUUUAAAGUUGUGGGGGGAAAAAACAAAAGUUUUAAUUUGAAUCGGUGCUUGUGGAUUAAUAGUAAACGUCUCGGUAGUGAGACAAAUGGUUGCGCAUAGCGAGAGAUUUUAGGAUCUUUUAAUGGACUAGUGGCCUUAUAAUUUGUCCAUCUUUAUAGGAGCGUUCUUGUUGCGAGGCCUGCAGGGCCUGUGGCAGCGGAGGACUUGACAGUUGGUCUUAUUCACAUCAUUCUGUUGCCGAAGGAACAAAAAAAAAAAAAAGGACAACAAGUGAUGUGAUAACAAAAAAAACAAACAGAAAAAGAGCAUGGCACACAGAAACAAGAAGCGAAAUGCUUCUUUAAAAAUGUUCUCGUACUCGAGCCAUUCUUUGCAGUGGACAUUUUGCGAGUGUUUAAUAUUGACUGUAUUUGCUUUGUGUUUGAGGAUAAUGACAACUAUUAACCUGUGUAUUUGAAGAUGACGAAAAGAAGUCUUAUUGUACGACCUCAUUCGCUCGUCGUAUGUGACCUUUAUUCCAGCUAAUGUGUGUACUAUGAUAUUGACGUACUAAGCCAAUCAUGUACCAUUUGUAAAUGGUCUCUCUCUAUAUAGUCUGCAUACAGUAUAUUUACAAGUAUUUAAAAACAUUGGAAUAGAGGCGGAUAUUGGGACAGAUGUUACACACAGGACGACUGGUUGAGUUUAGCCUUCCCAUGUGUUUCUAUGGGCAACUAGUUAUUUGUUUGGGCGUAGUCACACGUACAUGCGCUUAUGCACAUGCACGUGUAUACACAUACUUAGUUACCCAUUGGAUCUCUGUGGGCAGUUUUAAAUGUUUUUUUUAUAUAAUUUUCUCUGUCUUGCAUCAAGAAUUAAGAAUCCUGUGUGGUAGAAACGCCACCCAGAAAUGAGUUGGAUGAGAAGGGUGAUUUAAAGCUCGCAUAUGUUUUUGGGGGUGCAGCCUAAUUGUCUAAGUGUCUGUAAGUAGUAAGUCUACUUAAGAAGUUUUUGUUGUGUUCUGUAUUUUGUUUUUAAGUUUUCUAUUUAAAUUAUAUUUAGCUCAUUUAUAUGUAUAAAUACGUGUGUGUG